AUGAUUUUAGAAGUUGUACCAUUAUAUAGUCAUACAUUUUAUAGUACUUUGCUUAUAAUUAAAGAUUUGGAAUUGUUUAAAAAGGAAUAUAGAACAAGUAAUAUAUUACAAGAUAUAAAUAAAGAUACAUUAGACAAUUUUUUAUCUAAUCACGAAAAUAAUGAUUUAAAAGAAAAUAAUUAUAAGCAUAUAUAUAAUUAUGAUUAUUUAAAUAACAAAAAUGAUUUUUACUCAAAUAGAAAAGAUAAGAAUAUAUACAUUCUUAUAAAUUGUGGUUGGGAUGAUAAUUUUUGUCUAAGCGAUAUAAAAAAUAUAUUAAGGAUAUGUGAUUAUAUAGAUUUUAUUAUAAUCACUAGUCAUAGUUUAAGUUAUGUUGGAUGUCUACCGUUAAUUUAUAUGGAAUUAUUGAAGAAAAAAAAGAAAGUUACUAUAAUAUGCCAUGAAUAUAUUCAAUCUUAUAGUAAAUAUGUUUUAUUAAGUCAUUUAAAAUGUAACAAAAGUUGCGAUUUUUUUAAAAAAUUCAAUGAAAAUGAAUAUUUAAAAAUAUUAAAUGACUUGUAUCAAAGUAUUAUAACACUCGAAUAUAAGGAGCAUUUUGUUUUUAAAAAAGUUAUAUGUAAAAAAAAAAAUAUUGUUUUUAUACUUCCAUUAUAUUUGAUAAAUAAUGGAGAUAACAUAGGUUCUUCUGCAGUUAUAAUAAAACUCUUUAACUAUAAAAUUUUAUAUUCAAUAAAUUUUAAUAUAGAAGAUUAUUCUUUUAUUGAUAAAUCAGAAGUAAUAAAACAAUCAGACGUUUUCACGUAUAUUAGCAAUUUUCAUUAUACAAAUAAAAAUUAUACUAAAAUGAUGGAUUUAAAAAAUAUUUUAAAUAUAGUAAAUAAAACUAUAAACAAUUUAGGAUGUGUUCUUUUCCCCAUUGAUAUUGAUAGUAUAUUUAUUGAUCUUCUAUUUCAUAUCAACGCUCUUUUAGAAGUUUGUUCUCAAAGAUAUGCACUUUUAUUUCUGUGCCCCUAUUCGGAAAAUUUUAUAAGGUUAUUAUUCACCUCUUUAACGUAUAUGAAUAUAUAUAUCAAAAAUAAUUUUCAUAAAAAUAGAAUAAAUUUAUUUAAAAUUAAAAAUUUAAUUUGCUUAAGAAAUUAUAAUGAUUUCAAAAAGUAUGAAGAUGGAUAUUAUAUCUUAUUUUCUUUUCCUUCUACCUUAAACAAUGAUUCAGUAAAAAGAAUAUUGUCUUCAUUUCUUACAAAGAAGAAAAAUGUCAUAAUAUUUACUAAAGCAAAUGAUACGAAUAGUUUUUCAAAUAACAUAUGUAAUUACUUGGAUUCAAACAAGGAUAAAAACAAUAGAGAUUUUUUCAAUUUUUCUUUCAUUCAAAAUAUAAAAUUUGAUGAUAAAAAAUUAUAUGAAAUUUAUUUGAAAGAAAAAAAUAACAUUGAGAAAGAAAUUCUACAGAAAAAGGGAGAAGAAAAAAAAACUAAAAAAAAAAAAGUUAGAAAAAGAAAACAGUUGAAUUUUAUUUUUGAAUCUCACGAAGAAAUGAUGUAUUUGAAAAAAAAAAAUGACAUAAUUGAAAAAAAAAAGAAAAAUAGAGGAAAUUUAAAAGGAAAAGAUAAAAAAAAAAAUUUUGAAGAAACCCUUAAAAUUAAAAGCAAAAAAAAUAAAAAAAGGCAUUAUAAUGGAAGCAAAGCAUCAUCAUUUAAUGAUUUUAACACUUUUGUUAAUAUUAAUCUAUCUCAAUCAGAAAAUGAUCAGGAAGAAAAUAAGGAUUUUCCUAUAAGUCAAAAAUGUAAUAUAUAUUUAAACAGAAAUAGUAAAAAGAACAAAAAUAAAGAUGAAGAAUUUGCUCAAUUUGUAAAGGGAGAUAAAAUGAACUGCUCAAAAAGUUAUGAUUCUAAUGAUGAAAAUAAACAUGAAGAAAAUGAAAUUAACUAUAAAAUGGAUGAAGUGAAAGAAGAAAAUAAAAAAGGGAAAAGAUACCAUUAUAAUAAUGAACAUAAGGAAAAUCAUAAUAAUGAUCGCUAUUGUGAUGAAGGGAAUGAAGAUGAUGACAUUGAUGAAGAAGAUAUUAAUGAAAAUGAAAAUGAUGAUGACAAUAAUGAUGCUGAUAAAGGUGAUGAAGAUGAUGAAGAUGAAGAUAAUGAUGAAGAUGAUUAUGAUGGUGAUGAAGAUGAUGAUAAUGAUGAUGAUGAUGAUGAUGAAGAUGAUGAUGAAGAUGGUGAUGAAGAUGAUUAUGAUUAUGAUGAUGAUGAAGAUGAUGAUGAUGAUGAAGAUGAUGAUAAUGAUGAAGACGAUGAUGAUUAUAAAAAUACUAACAGUCAUGUUAAUAGUAUUAAUAGUGAAGAAGAAAUAAAUAAUGAUAUAAAAGAAAAAAUAUCUUUAAAAAGUGAUAAAAAUUCAUUAAAUAUUAUUAAUAAAUUUGAAAAUAAUGAACAAAUUAAAGAUAAAUAUAUGAAUGUAAAGAAUUAUGAUAAAUAUUAUAGUUAUUCAGAGAGUAAAGAAAGCGAAAGUAAUUACAGAAUUAGUAAAAAGAAUAACAUAAUGUAUGAUAAUGAAAGUGAAAUUCAAAAUAAGAUGGAUAUUAGUGAAAACGUAUUUAAAGCAUAUACAGAUGAGGAAAAAAGUGAAGAAGAAAACAUGAAAAAAGAAAAAAAUUAUGAACUUGUUGAAAAUUUAAAUAAGCAAAUUUUAAAAACUAGUAAUUCUGGGGAGAAUGAAAAAGCAUAUCCAGAUUUAGUAAAAUUUAAUAAAAUAUUAAAAAUUAAUAAAGAAAAAAAAAAUUUUAAAAUAAAAAUAGAACAGAAUAAUGAUGAUAGGAAGGAAUUAAAUGAAAAUUAUAUUGCAAAUUUUAUUGGAAAUUAUAAAGAAGAUGAUUCCUCUCUGUUAAUAAAAAAGGAAAUAUAUGAUUAUGAAGACUUAGAUAAAAAUAGUAACAGUGAAGAGAAAAACAAUCUAAAAAAAGAAAAUGAAGAAAAAGAAACAUUUAAUAAUACUGAUGAAGAGAAAAAAAGGAAUUUGAAAAAUGAAGAUAUUUUUGGAUAUUAUGAAAUGAAUAAUAAAAAAAAUAAGAAAAAAAGUGCAGUGACAAAAGAAAUUAGUUUAAAUAGUGUAUUUAAUAGUGGUUUCAAGGAAAGUAAAAAUGUAUUAAUACAUAAAAAGAAAUGGAAACAGAAGUUAAUUGAUUAUUUGAAAAAAAUUCCAAAAAAUUCAAAAGAACAAAAAAUUUCAAUUUAUAUAGAUUGCGUAAUAAAAUCUUUUAAUAUGGAAAAUUGCGUUAAUCAAAAUACUUUAAGAACAAUUUUAUAUCUAAUGAAACCAAAACAUUUUGUAUUACUUCCAAGUUGUAAUGGUUUUUUUUCUUUUAAUUUUGAAAUGCUAUUGUAUUCUUCAGUAGGAAAUGAAAAAAUAAACUUUCACACCUUUUACUCACCUAAUUUUUGCGAUACAAUAAAUAAAAAAGAUAUAUUUUAUAAACGUUAUUUUUGCCAAAGUACUUCAUCGAUUAAUUCAAUAAAAAUACCUUUAAAUGUGCAUUAUGAAAAUGUGUAUAUAAAAAGUAUAUAUAACUUAUUGAAUACAACAAAUUGUGAUGAUGAUUUUCAUGUUUUUAAAGUUAAAGCCUAUAUAGGAGGAGAAAACAUUGAAAAGCCUUCUCAUUUAAACAUUAAAAGAAGAAAAAGGUUUAUAAAUGAACACAGUACCUUUUGGAGUGAAUACAAUCAUGCAAAUUACAUUUUGUGUUUAUCAAAUGAUAAUGGUGAGCAGGAAGAAAGGGAAGAUAAAGAUAAAUCAAAGGAUAACAUUUCUGAUAACGUAAAUGAAAAUAUGAAAAAAGAACAAAAUGAUGAAAGGAAAUUUUUAAACUAUUAUUUGGAUAAUGAUGCAAAUAAUUUAAAAGAAAAUAAUGAAAAUUCUAUUAAAGAAAUAGAUUCUAGCUCAUCAUCAGAAGUAGAUCAAAGUACUUUUUAUGAAGAAUUAGAUGAAGAAAAUAAGUUAGAUGGGAAUAUAUAUAUUGGUGAUGUAAGUAUGAGAACCUUAUCAGCAACUAUAAAUAAGUUUUUUCAUAAAUGUUUGAAUUUUGCUGAUGAAAAUCAAAUAAUAAUUAAUGGAAACACAUGUAUUAAAAAAGAAAAAGAAAGUAAAAAUAUCAUAUGGAAGAUUGAUAGCUCCUUAGAUCCAUCGUUUUAUUUUUUAAGAAAUAUUUUAAAAGAUAUGUACAACAACAUUUCUAUAUAA
Molecule: messenger RNA, 4230 nt
Organism: Plasmodium relictum
Lineage: Eukaryota; Apicomplexa; Aconoidasida; Haemosporida; Plasmodiidae
Product: conserved Plasmodium protein, unknown function
Exons: 5
Coding region: 1-4230 (1409 amino acids)
Biological process (GO): mRNA 3'-end processing by stem-loop binding and cleavage
Cellular component (GO): mRNA cleavage and polyadenylation specificity factor complex
Molecular function (GO): RNA binding
Source: RefSeq, a predicted model, not a curated record